Mycetomoellerius zeteki is the source of this 569-nucleotide messenger RNA. RefSeq lists its product as uncharacterized. NCBI's taxonomy places the organism in Eukaryota, Metazoa, Arthropoda, Insecta, Hymenoptera, Formicidae. Bases 1 to 540 code for a protein of 179 amino acids. The transcript is spliced from 3 exons. The record is from RefSeq and is a predicted model, not a curated record.
AUGGUGAUUCAUGCUGGUGUGACGCAAAAGGGAUCUUCCAUUCACAACACAGCAGAAAGCCUAUGGCGAUCUUGCGGGACUUUGGGCAUUCUUUGGCUGUCUCUCGCUGUCCAUCGCCGUCUCUCGCGAGUUCUCGGACUCUCGGGCUCUUGGGCUCUCGGCUGCGAUCUUAUUUUCGUAAUCUUCGAGUCAGUGAUCACAUACGGAGUCCAGCUCCAACAUCUCCGAGCCAAGUCAACCUCUGAGCCAGACACGGACUCCAUCGCCGAGAACUACACUCGAGACGCCAUCCACAUUAUUUCCAUCAUUAUGCCCACGCUGAUUAUUCAAUUGCCACGAGCAUAUGGGACCUACGGUUUCAAUGCCGGUUCCGAACGACGGAUUUUUCGAGAGGUGUUUCUGUGGGCAAGGAUACUCUUGGGAGCUUGCCGGUUUUCCGAGAGGAGACACGAGCGUAAAUAUUUUGAUUCCUACUGGGAUCGAAUCCGGGACCUCUGGUAUGAUAGACCAGUGCGCUGUCUGCCACGCUCGCGCUCCUAAUUCUCUGUCAAAAAUUAUUACUCCUCGAA